AUGGAUCAAAACCUAGUUGGCAUUCUGGAGUGGAAUUUCCCCAAAGAGAUCAGUCUAAACUUCAGAUUCAGAAAUGAGGACUCACAAGGCCCAGCCGACGCCGAUGCCGCAGAAGGGCAAGGAAGGCUCCAUCAAGGGGAUCCCCUCAACCAACCCCUGGUACUGAGCAGCAGCAACAGAAGCAGCAGCAGCAGGAGCAGCACCAGCAACAACAACCAUAGUAGCCUCUCUGUUUCACUAGAUGAUUUAGUGAUAGAAGCGAGAUCUGAUGCUAAGAAGAAGGCGGAAUUGGCCUCCUUUGCGAUGAAUAAUGCCUUCAAUAAGGCUGCGAUGGCGAAGCACGCAGCCGAUCGGGCAAAGGCGGCGCUGCGCGUGGUCCUCGGGAAUUCGCCCAAUGAGCUGAAGGCGAACGGUGAUUCGGCGAUCCCCGAUGAGGAGCUGGCUCUCCAGCUGCAUCUGGCCAUGAAUGGAUCGGAGAGGAUUUCGAGGAAUUCGGUUACUGACAAGAGAAAGCGACGGAAAAAUGGUGAAUUAAGUAGUAAUUCAAGGUUCGGGAAAGGUGAGAUGUGUGAAGAAAAUAAGUUUCCCUUUGAUGGAACUGAGGGGAGGGAGCUCAAAAGCAAUUUGGGUAUGAAUUCUAGUUCUAUCGGAACAAAGAAGAAGAAAAAGGAGAUAAUCAGGUAUACUAAGAGAAGGCCUUUGGAAAUGGGGCAGGGAUAUUGUCCUGCUUCUCGCAAGGAAGAGCUUGUUGAUCCAAACUGCAUUGUUCUCGCAUUGGAAUGUGAGAGAAAUGGCGGAGCGCAGGCCUCAGAAUCGGAACAAAUUGACAAUGCUCCUGAUCGCCGGUAUUUGAAGAAAUACAGCAAGAAGAAGUCAACUGUUAAAGAAGUCUCUCCUGAUGACGAUGGUCCGGUUGCUGUUUCGAAUAAUGGAAGCGGAUAAAUCGUUCUGAGUCAUCUAUAACCUCCACCUAAUGUUACUCUGCAACAGCUCCCCUGUCUUUGUCCUCAGUUGCAAGUGGAUAACUACACAGUUCGGUUCAUGAAAAGAAAAAGGUAGAGAAGGUAAUAAUUUAUACUGAUAUUUUAUAUAAUGUUGAUUUUUUUUUGUUAUUCUUAGUGGAUGCUAUAUGAAACUUGCUGAAAUGGAGCGAAACAGGGUUUUGUUUGGACGCUAAAUUCAAUAUGUAUACUUUUAGGCCAUUUUUGAACUAUAUUUAGAGGUUCUCUUAGCAAUAUUUUGAUGGCACUUUGAUUGUAGUGCCUUGUUACUAUAGGU
Ananas comosus (pineapple) is the source of this 1278-nucleotide messenger RNA. RefSeq lists its product as uncharacterized. NCBI's taxonomy places the organism in Eukaryota, Viridiplantae, Streptophyta, Magnoliopsida, Poales, Bromeliaceae. The transcript has 2 exons. The record is from RefSeq and is a predicted model, not a curated record. Bases 1 to 942 code for a protein of 313 amino acids.